Miscanthus lutarioriparius is the source of this 735-nucleotide messenger RNA. Lineage: Eukaryota; Viridiplantae; Streptophyta; Magnoliopsida; Poales; Poaceae. The record is from the annotation of a GenBank genome assembly.
AUGAGCGGUGGCGCGCGGAGGGUCCUGGAGGCGUGGAGGCUCGGCGUGGUGAAGUACGGCGAAGCGCUCCAGCUCCAGGAGCGUCUCGUCGCGGACCGCAAGGCCGGCCGCGUCGGCGACCUCGUUCUGUCGCUGCAGCACCCGCCGACCUACACCCUGGGCAAGCGGCGCGAGAAGGCGGAGCGGAACCUGCUCGCGCCGGAGGCCGAGCUGCGCGCGCUGGGCGCUGAGCUCCACCGCACGGAGCGGGGCGGCGACGUCACGUUCCACGGGCCGCGGCAGGCCGUGCUGUACCCUGUCCUCUCGCUCCGCUCCCUGGGGCUCGGCGCGCGGAGGUACGUCGAGGGGCUCGAGUCCGCGAUGAUCCAGGUGGCGGCGCUCCACGGCGUCUCCGCGAGGCCCGGGGACCCCGGCGAGACCGGGGUGUGGGUUGGGGACCGCAAGAUCGGCGCCAUCGGGGUCAGGAUCUCAUCCGGGUUCACGUGGCACGGCCUGGCAUUCAACAUCGACCCCGACCUGGGGUACUUCGAGCACAUCGUGCCAUGCGGCAUCGCCGGCAAGGGGGUGACGUCGCUGCGGCGGGAGGUGGGGGACGGAGUGGAGCUCCCGGCCGACGGGGUCAUCCACGACCAGCUCGUGCGGUGCUUGGCGACAACUUUGGGUUUUACCGAUGUGGAAUUCAAGGAUGAUUGUGAGCGUGGAGACCUUAUUGGAGCUGCAACUACGCAAUCCUGA